Molecule: messenger RNA, 969 nt
Organism: Carassius auratus (goldfish)
Lineage: Eukaryota; Metazoa; Chordata; Actinopteri; Cypriniformes; Cyprinidae
Exons: 5
Coding region: 1-969 (322 amino acids)
Source: RefSeq, a predicted model, not a curated record
AUGAAGAAGAGAGAGCAGAAGGGGAAAAUCACACCCUUGUCAUAUCUGACCAUCACAGAGAAUUUGGCAUUGAAAGGAACGGCUGUACAGUCGAGCACAUUUUACACUUCUGGAGCUGCACAGGCCAUCGACGGCAUCAAAUACUCUCCUUCAGGUACACCCACUCCAGACGAAACCCAUACAUACUGCUCCAUCACAUCAAAGGAGCUCAACCCAUGGUGGAGGCUGGACCUGCUGGAUUCUUACAACAUUUCCAACGUGACCGUCACAAACAGAGGUGACGGCUGGCUGGAGCAAACGACUGGAGUAGAGAUCCGCAUCGGAAACUCUCUGGAAAACAACGGAAACAACAAUCCCAGAUGUGGUGUCACUUCACUUGUCCCAUUAGGAAGUUCUGUCAGUUUCUCUUGCGGUGGAAUGGAAGGUCGUUAUGUGAACAUGUACCUUCCUAACAUCCAGAUGUGGCUCACGCUGUGUGAGGUGGAGGUUUAUGGAACAGAUAAUUUGGCAACAGAAAGAAACGUCACACAAUCAUCAACCAAUGGCAGCUGGAUCUCUGAACAGGCCAUUGAUUUCAAUCCAGGAUUCACACAACCGUCAUCAGCAUGUUCCUCAACCAAUGUUCAGACUAACCCAUGGUGGAGGGUGGAUCUGAGUUCUGUGUACAGAGUAAGUAGUGUCGUAAUCACAAACAGACUAGACUGCUGUCCUGAACGAAUAAAUGGAGCGGAGAUUCGCAUCGGAAACUCUCUGGAGAACAACGGCAACAACAAUCCCAUAUGCACUGUGAUUUCUAGCAUUCCAGCUGGUGUUUCCUCCACCUACAUAUGUAACGAUAUGGAGGGUCGAUACGUGAAUCUGAUCAUUCCUGGAGAUUCAAGGAUUCUUACCCUGUGUGAGCUACUUUUUUACUUUUUAAGAUAUUCUCAUUUUAUUAAAGUGGUUUUUAAUAUAGUUCCAAAUAAAUGA